Molecule: messenger RNA, 1312 nt
Organism: Arabidopsis thaliana (thale cress)
Lineage: Eukaryota; Viridiplantae; Streptophyta; Magnoliopsida; Brassicales; Brassicaceae
Gene: ATS
Product: Homeodomain-like superfamily protein
Exons: 6
Coding region: 158-988 (276 amino acids)
Biological process (GO): regulation of DNA-templated transcription; abaxial cell fate specification
Cellular component (GO): nucleus
Molecular function (GO): DNA binding; transcription cis-regulatory region binding
Source: RefSeq, marked reviewed
UGACAACGAUGGAGAAAUAUAAUAUUUUACCUCUUUUUUUUCUCCCUCAAUAAAAGUGUUGUUUCUGCAGAGCUCUCUCUCUCUCUCUCGUUCUCUUUCCACACAUUCUUUGAUCUCCACUAUUUAAGUAGACAAGAAUCAUAAAGAAAAUAGUGAGAUGAUGAUGUUAGAGUCAAGAAACAGUAUGAGAGCUUCAAACUCAGUCCCAGAUCUGUCUCUUCAGAUCAGUCUUCCUAACUAUCACGCCGGAAAACCUCUUCACGGCGGUGACCGGAGCUCCACAAGCAGUGAUUCUGGAAGCAGCCUCAGUGACCUGAGCCAUGAGAACAACUUCUUCAACAAACCUCUCUUGAGCUUAGGAUUUGACCAUCAUCAUCAAAGGCGCUCAAACAUGUUCCAACCUCAAAUCUACGGUCGAGAUUUCAAGAGAAGCUCAUCAUCAAUGGUUGGUCUUAAACGAAGCAUUCGUGCUCCAAGAAUGAGAUGGACUUCUACUCUUCAUGCUCACUUCGUCCAUGCUGUUCAACUUCUUGGCGGCCAUGAAAGAGCAACGCCUAAAUCAGUGUUGGAGCUCAUGAAUGUGAAGGAUCUAACCCUAGCUCAUGUCAAGAGUCACUUGCAGAUGUAUAGAACAGUGAAAUGCACUGAUAAAGGAUCACCAGGAGAAGGAAAGGUAGAGAAAGAGGCAGAGCAGAGGAUAGAGGACAAUAAUAAUAAUGAAGAAGCUGAUGAAGGAACUGACACAAAUUCGCCAAACUCAUCAUCUGUGCAAAAGACCCAAAGAGCUUCAUGGUCAUCGACAAAGGAAGUAUCUAGGAGCAUAUCUACACAAGCAUAUUCUCACUUGGGAACAACUCAUCACACUAAGGACAAUGAAGAGAAAGAGGAUACCAACAUUCAUCUCAAUUUGGAUUUCACAUUGGGGCGGCCUAGUUGGGGGAUGGAAUAUGCGGAACCCUCCAGUGAUUUAACCCUUCUCAAGUGCUAAUUGCCUUAAGCUACAACAAAUAAGUCAGCUUAGGUUACCAGUUUUAACAUAAUUUUAACUUGUUUUGAUCAUAUGAGCUUCGGAAGAAUCAUAUUAUCAUCAUAUAUGAACUUCUUUCCAAGAAUGUUCUAUGAGUUUUUUGAUAUGUAUAAUCAAGAGAAUCGUUUGAAGUAGUAAGUAUUGUUGUAGUGCGAUGAGAAGGGAGUACAAGUUCAAGUAGAGAUAACUUGUUUUUGUUUCAGUCUUCAAAAAAACAUCUCAAUCUUCCAUUAUCACACUUUAAUAUAAAUUGGAAAAGAUUCUCUGGUAACUAAAAAGUUUCUG